ACUCUUCAAAGCAACGUCACCAUGUCUCCUCCAACAAAAUAUGCCGUCGCUCUCUUCCGGGGCUUCCAAGCUCUUGACGUCUUUGGCCCGAUAGAUGCCUUGAACUACAUGUCGAGGAACCAGCCGCUCUCACUUUCCAUACUCCACACUUCACUCGAGCCCGUCACGACGCUUGUUGAUUCGACUCCUGGUCGAAUUGGACAGAGUGUUGUUCCAACACACACCUAUGACACCGCGCCUGAGGAUAUUGAGGUCCUGUUGGUGCCUGGUGGCAUGGGAACCAGAGACCCCGAGAACGUGGCAAGAGUGAGACAGUUUAUCAAGGAGAGGUAUCCAAAGCUGCGAUACCUCUUGACUGUCUGUACGGGAAGUGCUGUCGCUGCGCAGUCGGGUGUCCUCGAUGGCAGGGAAGCAACGUCAAACAAGAGAUCGUUCUCCUGGGUCGUAUCUCAAGGGCCAAAGGUCAAGUGGGUAAAGGAAGCAAGAUGGGUCGUGGACGGCAACAUCUGGACAUCAUCCGGCAUUUCGGCCGGCAUCGACAUGAUCUUCGCUUUUAUUGCCAAGCAGUACGGACAAGACGUGGCAGAUGAUACGGCGAUCGGCUCGGAAUAUGUACGCAACACGGAUCCCACCGUUGAUCCCUUUGCCAAGUAUGCAGGAUAGGCGACACGGCAAGGCGAUAAUGUGGAGGCCCGGCACUCCGUGUUGUCCUGCAAUUCGCCAUUAUCGUGGGGAUACCAGCAGUGCCAAGACACAACCUACUACUUAUGUGUAAGAGCUUCAUGCAAUUUCGUUACCUGUACAAGAGAAAACACUCCCCUCGGUUGGACCGGCUUCCUUCGGAUAGGCUGUAUCACGUAACAAGUGGAUAUCACAAAUUCGUGUCUCACUUAUCCUGCGUGAUGUCUCGGGGAAGCCGCUCUCUUUCCGUCUUGGUGUAUGUUUUGCAACGUGUUUGUUCAAGUGCUUAUCAGAGAACCUACGCGAGGGAGGCUAUUGAGCAGUCCAGAGACCAAUAUCUGACACCAAUGUGAUUAAAGAUAUCGGCAACGGGGUGACAGUUGGGCUUAUUGGUUCGCUUGGCUUUGUGUGGCUGGCUGUCGUGCCUUGAAUGGGCUAGGCAGGCUGGGAUCAUCCACACCUCAGCUCAAGAAAUGUGCUUGGAAAGGGACCUUGGUCGGUGGGGGCAAGGUGAUGGAGGACAGGAGGUUGUGUCACAAGAGGCGGAUAAAUACAUUAAUGACCCUCCUGUCUCUCAUUUUGUCUUCGUCGGCUUUGCUUUCGUUGCCUCGAAUUAGCCUUGCUUUCCGCUUCCAGUCAAACGCCAAGAUGCAGGAAUCAACCAUACACAGCAUGUCUCGGGGC
This is a messenger RNA of Fusarium vanettenii 77-13-4, 1365 nucleotides long. RefSeq lists its product as uncharacterized. The transcript has 2 exons. NCBI's taxonomy places the organism in Eukaryota, Fungi, Ascomycota, Sordariomycetes, Hypocreales, Nectriaceae. The record is from RefSeq and is a predicted model, not a curated record. Bases 22 to 663 code for a protein of 213 amino acids.